AUGGGUUCGGUAGACGACGACCAAGUGCCCUCGAGUCUCUUCGGAUCUUUGCCAGCUCGACCGCCCACCCCUCCAAGAGAAACACACGGUCAUGAACUCGACUCCCUGCCGAAGCAGCUCAUUAUUCCCCAGCAGCUCGGCGUCCCUCUCCGAAGCUUGCAGACUCCUCCAGGCAUCUCCCCGACAUCCUCAUCCAGCCGCUCGACCACAAGGAGGAAACGGGUCGGCUUCUCCUCCCAAGCCCAAUACCAAGAACCUCCGACCUACAAAGCCAGGAGCUCUGCCACAAAACAGAACCCAAGCCCUCUUUCUCUGCCCUCCAGUACUUCGAGGCCCGUCAAGGGCAUACUGAAGCCCUGUCCGACACCAAACAGACUCGGCCCCGCACAUGGGGUCUACCUAGGCGAUGACAGCUCCGACCAGGUCAAUAUCGCCGACAUGUUGGAAUCAACACUCCAGCAGCUUGCAGGCGCCGACAGGGAGUGCAAGGUCGAUGCCUACACCAUGCUCUUCCGCGGCCUCAAGACGUCGAGCAACCUGCCUGAUCGCAUUGCCCUGCAGAACAAGAUGACCGUCUUUAUGCAGUUCAUACAACGGGACCUCACUGCCAGGACGCCAAACGGAUCUGUCGACAAUCUCCUGGUCACCUCCGCACUCAAGCUUCUCCAUACAUUCCUUCAUUUCCAUGGCAUUGCCUCCAGUAUCUCUUACGACUUUGGUGUCUUCAUGGUCGACCAUUCCGUCCGGACAUUUGAGGACCAGCAAGCCUCUAAAGAGGUCGUCAAGCAUCUCAUGCAGGCUCUGUUCCUACAGAACUUCCCAGCUGAGGUCAUGACCAUCGACCGUGUGGGCCGCCUUGUUUCCGCUCUCCACAACAUCGAGAACCACCUGUCCGGGAAGAGCAUCGUGCAAAGCCGCAUCGUUGUUUACGAGAAGCUGGUGAAACAGUGCCCGCAGCAGAUGACCGUUCACUCAGACUGGCUACAAGACUUAUUCACGGACAUGCUGAGCAGUAUUUCUGAAAUACGAUUGGCCUCAAUCAAGCUGGGUCUUUCUGCCGCCUUCGCCUUGAACAAGGACAGGAGGUUUGUUAGCCGGGUCCUCGAGCUUCUCAAUCUGUCGCUUGAGGACAAGAAGUACGUGGAAGAGUUCAGCGGGAGACUUCGUGUCAUGCUCCAGAACCCGCAGCAAGCCACGUCGGUACCGCGGAUAUGGAGUGUCGUAACUUUGUUCAUUCCAAAACCCCACCAGUGGGACUACUUCAGUUCCUGGUCGAGGAUCAUUCAACUGUCUUUCAACAACUCCAACCCCCAGGUUAAGAGAGAGGCGAACCUUGCUUGGAAUCGGUUCACGUACCGUCUCCACUUGGACGGUCGCCUGGUCUACAAUCUCAUCCGGGAUCCCCUAAUUAGUCUGCUGAAGCGGAAAGGCCUUCGCGACUCAGUCCUUGCGAGUAUCUGCAACUUCUACUACUAUGCCUUCAAGCCAGAUAUGAAUCUGAGGAUGUUGGACGAGACGUGGAAUUCGGCUGUCGCGCCUCUGAUGCAUGGGCUGAUUGAACAAGGCCAGGAUGACACUCCGGCCAUCACCCAAGCAGCUGCCAUAUUGACUGGUUUGAUCGACUGCCAAACACGUCGUGUAUGGAGGGAAGAUCGGAUCAUGGACCAGAGUCCGAUCAAGGCCGACGAGUUGCCAGCCAUCGAGUCGAAAUGGAUCAGAGCCAAUCCAGAACGCGUCUUUGCCCUCGUCGCCCCGAUACUGGAGAAGGAAUUUGCAGAAAUAUCUCGGCCUGACAGCCAAUUGCGAAAAUUGUGGAAGGCCCUUGUUCACUCCGUCGCCUCCGCCUCAACCAAGGAUGUCAAGCUGCAUGACGACACGGCCAAGUUCGUUGCCAGUGCUUUCACCUUUUUGCACAAGACCAGGGACGGCCAGUUCGUCGUACAUGGUGUACAAUCAAACCGCUCUGGGAAGAAGCAGGGAUCCAAGCGACUACCUCUGCAACAUCUCUUCUGUUUUCUAUCAAAACUACCGCCUAACAUUCCCGACGACGACACAUUCAUCGCCUUCUUUUCCUCCGUAUUCGCUCCUUUCUUCGACGGAAAAAGCCAAAAGGCGCAAGCAGACCUGAGCCAGGAACUUCUGCGUCUUUUACCCAUCGACACACCCUGUCCGUCUGGGCCGUGGGCGAUGGCAGCCGCAAAACUUUCGAUAUCACUCGAAAGCAGCCAGCACAGCCAUCAGAGCACAACUUCAGGAAGUGGUGGCAGCCUCGGGCUUGAAUUCCGCGAUGUCGUCAAGGUUCUCGAGCGCGGCUUGAGGUCAGUGCCAUGCUUGCCUUGGCAGCACUGGCUUCACCUGUUCCAAGCAAUCCUCCGCCGUGUUAGGGAUGAGACUGGCGAUGCCGGUGUGGCCAUUGCACUCAUCGAGCCAUUGGCCGCAGCUGUAAGGGAGAAGCUUUCCGACGAAAUUGACGAUGUAGUCUUGACAAAUUGUAUCGGAGCGACUAUCGAGCUCGUUGCAGCAUCUACACAGCCGCGUGACAAGCAGGCUGUCGAUGCCGCAAGACGACGUUUGUGGGGCACCUCGAAUGCAGGCAACCGUCUUUCAUCAUUCGAUCCCUUAGACAACAUGUACAAGCUUCUUGCAGAACUGUCUAAGAAGUUGUAUACUAACGUUGAAUCACACGCCUCUGGACCUAUUGAGCAGCUGCUGGAUGAGACGAAGGGCUUCUUUGACCGUGGGAACCGCCGACUUCUUCUUCGGACCCUGGUCGCCGUCCAAAGCGGCCUCUCAUGCUGGCUGGAGGAUAAGGAUCGCCGCAUCACUAGGGCCGAUUUCCCUAGUGUGGUGGAAGCGACUCAAUCCUUGUGGGGGCAAAUAUGCAGUGCUCUCAAGGACACAUCUGCUGAAAAGCUGGAACUUGAGAACAUUGAGCCACUGUUGUGCGCCGCGUUCCAGAGCACUCAUCUUAGUGUCGUCAAAGUUACAGCAGAAAUGUGGAAUCAUGUGUACGACCAUGCGCAGCACAUACAGUAUCCAGAGGCUUUGAAGAAAGCACUUGUUGCUCUCGGUUCUUCCGUGGAUAUCGUCCGCCCCGGACUGGAAGUUUUGAACGAUGGGUCGAAUACGCACCUCAACUUCGUGGAAUCCCAAGAAGAAGCGAACAGUUCCAUCGUCACACCCGCCAGGAUAGAACCAACCUCACGAUCUCAUUCCUCUACAUCACGACGAUCAGCCACCUCAAAUCUAUCAAAAUCAAUCCAGGUGGCGCAGAGCAGCCCUCUAGCUAGGAUCAAAUCGAAGGGACGGACACCAAAGCCUAAGCUUCGCCACGAGGACUCACAAGUGCAGUUCGCGGCCAUCGACUCUUCGCCAGCCCCUAUGGAAUAUGGGUCACAGUUGCUCACGGAACGCCAGAAGGAAACCAGAGAGCGACAGCGGGACACUGCUGCUUUGUUUCCAGAAAUGCGGUCCAGUCCGAGUACUGCGACGAAGAAAGCCAGGGCUGGGGCGAGUCAGCAUGAGCUCCCCCUUGAGUCGGGCGCGCUUGCGCCAGGUCGAGCCUCAACGCCAGAGCACGAUGGCGUAUUUGAAGAUUACCUGACCUCGACCCCAACGCCGCGACGAGGCCAGCCGAUGAUGUUGCCAGAGCAGGACCAGGAAAUGUCCGCGGACCCGCCAUCGUCGCCCCCAGAGCCGAGAGGCUACCGCCUGAUGGCGGAGCUGAAGACUCAAGCCAACAACACCAACUCUCUGGACGAAUGGCGGUUUUCCUCAUCUCCGUUGUCCGGCUCUCCAAAUCUAGCACAAGUGACGAAUUCCACAUCACAGCCAAUGGAAUUAGACGAGGUCAACGAGGAGCUGCAGCUGGACGAUGAGGCGAACGCCGCUGAGCGCACAUUUGAGCAAAAAGACGUAACGUCGUCACAGUUGGUGGUGGACCCUGAAGUGAUUGAAGAGACGACCUUCUUCCAUCAAGCAGCCGAGACCGAGCUGCCAGCUGGAAUAUCAACCGAGCUGCCUACACUCAAGUCACCAAUUACCCCUUCCGGACGGGUAUUGCGAUCCAAGACAUUCCAAGUAACCCCGAAAUCUGACAACGACGAGUUCGUGGAUGCCCCGAGUAGUCCUCUCCCGCCCACGCCGAGCCAGAGGGCCAGGCCAGACUCGUCGCACAUGGCCCUGCGCAGAUCUCCCCGGAGCAAAGCCAAUACCCAGUCAUUCAGCGUCAGCGAUUCUUUUGAGAACGGUAUGAGGAAUAUUGGAACGGGGCGGUUCGAAAUUGAAAUCAGGAGCUCGCCUAAGAAGAAGGACGUUCCGUCUUACGACGACAUUCUGCCCAAAUCGCUGGAGCACUCUGAAGAAGAGGUAGAGAAGGCCGAACAGGCAGAGAAGGCCGAACAGGCAGAGAAGGCCGAAGAAGCAGCCAAGGCUGCUGAAGAGGCAGCCCAGGGCCUGGAUUGCAUCACGGUCGAGGGUAUAUCACCCAGGCAGCUGCGCCGCGGUCGUUCAAAGAAACCCCGGCGAGAUUCGGUCUCGAGGAACUCCCAGACGUCACGAGAUGCCCAAGAAUCGUGCAGCUCACAGGCCUCGGUGGGCCGGCCUCGCACACCUGUCACUCAGCUAGCGAUGUCGAGCCUCCAGGAAGGCUUCGAGAAUGUUUCACCUGGCAGCGGCAGUUGGCUGAGGAAACGCAAGCGAUCAGUCUCGAUGCACAGCAGUGGCGACAAGAAACGGGGCCGUCAGGACUUCGUCCCCAAGGAAAACGAGGACGAGGUACCCGACAGCCAGCCCGCUGCUAUUGCCGAACAAGGUCGCGACACUGAGAUGCACACAUCCGAGCUGUAUGAGAACGACGUGUCACUUGCAUCUGGGCAAAGCCAAAGGAGCUCGCCGAAUCAGCCACAGACCGAGCGUGACAAGCAGACGAGCGAGACUUCGGACCACACUGACGAGGAAGAGCUUGUCCAGUCGCAGCUUGCCAGGGAGGAGAAGGAGGCAUCCGUGGAAAAGGAGGCCGCGGCACUGCUGAACAAUGUUGUAUCUGCACAGCUUGAAGCCGAACUGGUUGCACAGUUGGAGGAGCCAGCCGAGCACGCCGAGCAAGCAUUACAUGAUCAGGAGGCGCCCCAACAGCAGCAGCCUGCCGAGGCUUCACAAGGGGAUGCCAGCAAAUUUGACCGCCUCCGAGUGUUGCUCCAGGACGGCCUGGGCCUUUUGAGGUCAGCGGACCUGACGAGAGAGGAGACAAAUCAGCUUGAGGACAUGUUCAUGGACAUGAAGCAGGAGUUGUACCAGGCAGAGAGGCGUGGGAGAAAAUAG
Molecule: messenger RNA, 5322 nt
Organism: Diaporthe citri
Lineage: Eukaryota; Fungi; Ascomycota; Sordariomycetes; Diaporthales; Diaporthaceae
Exons: 5
Coding region: 1-5322 (1773 amino acids)
Biological process (GO): telomere maintenance
Cellular component (GO): nucleus
Source: RefSeq, a predicted model, not a curated record